Molecule: messenger RNA, 507 nt
Organism: Closterium sp. Naga37s-1
Lineage: Eukaryota; Viridiplantae; Streptophyta; Zygnematophyceae; Desmidiales; Closteriaceae
Source: the annotation of a GenBank genome assembly
GGUGACCAGGGAGAGGGGAGAGGGGACCAGGAAGAGGGGAGAGGGGACCAGGGAGAGGGGAGAGGGGGCCAGGAUGAGGUGAGAGGGGACCAGGGAGAGGGGAGAGGGGACCAGGGAGAGGGGAGAGGGGACCAGGGAGUGCCAGGUGCGUCCCCUCUUCCCUCUCACCUCUCUUUGCUUCCCUCUCCCCUCUCCCUGCUCCCCUCUCCCCUCUCCCUACUCCCCUCUCCCCUCUCCCUGCUCCCCUCUCCCCUCUCCCUGCUCCCCUCUCCCCUCUCCCUGCUCCCCUCUCCUCUCUUCCUGCUCCCCUCUCCCCUCUCCCUGCUCCCCUCUCCCCUCUCCUUGCUCCACUCUCCCUUCUCCUUGCUCCCCUCUCCCCUCUCCUUGCUCCCCUCUCCCCUCUCCUUGCUCCACUCUCCCUUCUCCUUGCUCCCCUCUCCCCUCUCCUUGCUCCCCUCUCCCCUCUCCUUGCUCCACUCUCCCUUCUCCCCGCCUCGACAUUUUUAG